CCUCGGGCCGAAACAUCCUAAACGGCAGGGAGACCCUGACCCACCACACCGACCAAAGCAGAGAGCGAAGCAAAUCGUCGAACACAUGGAGGUCAUGGCCACGGACCCCUUGUCGCCGGCGCCGUACCACCACACCGUGGCGGACGAGGCGGCGGCGAAGGGGAUGAGGACCCCCUCGCCGUCGCCGUCGGUGCAGGUGUCCGGGCACUCGCUCCACGACCUGCUCCUGUUGUCCCCGCCGCCCCUGAGCUCUCGGAGCCGACACCGGUUGAGGACGCGGGGCGUGGACGAGAGCCUGGAGAUGGUGGCGGCGGGGACGCCGACGCCGCCGAGGCGGAGGAGGCGCGGGGCGGGGGAGCAGUGCGCGGCGCCCGCGUUGGCUUCCCCGAGGAACGCGCGGCGGGCGAGGCGGAGGCUGGAGAAGGAGGUCGAGAACGAGGAGGACGCCGCCAGGAGGGCCCGCAGGAGGAAGUCCACCAGAGCGGCCCCGAAAACUGCAACGGCCGCGGACAAGGCGGCGGCGGCGAACGAGGAGGAUACAAGCUUGGCUUUGGUCUCGGCUUGUCAAGAUGCUGCUCGUGACACAGGAACCGACUUCGUGGAGCAUUCUGGGUGGGAAGCUCUCUGGGAAAGGAUAGUUGAGUUGGUGAUGUGGAGGAAUGUGGCAAAAUCAGCACUAUGGUUCGGGUUUGGAUCUAUGUUCUUCUUCUCGUGCUCAUUUUCCAGAGAGAUCAACUUCAGCCCGAUCUCUGCUCUCUGUCACCUUGGUGUUAUGAUAUUGGGCUUAGCUUUCUUCAAAGAUUCCGUUCCUCAGAGGCCGCAGGUGGAGAGAGGGAGGAGCUUCCAAUUGACUGAAGAAGACGUCCUUCGUGCUUCCCGAGUUGUGCUGCCGAUUGCAAACUCCAUGAUAUCUACGGCACAAGUGAUCUUCUCCGGUGAACCACUGAUGACUCUCAAAGUAUUACCUGUUCUUCUGUUUGGUGCUAAAUAUGGGAGUCUGAUUACAGUCUGGAGGCUUCUAGCUACAGCAUUUUUCACCAGUUUUACACUCCCAAAGCUUUAUAGCUGUUAUUCAAGUCAAAUUCAUAAAAGAGUUGAGAUUUUGGCAGAUCGGAUUCUAGAAGCAUGGAAGUCUUGCCAUCGCAAGAAACUUGUUGCAGCCACAGCAGUGACAAUGUGCUGGAACAUGUUCAGUGUGAAGACACGCGUCAUGGCAGCCUUUGUUUCACUUGUUAUACUGCGCUAUAAUCAGAAAUACCGCAAGGCUGAUAUGAACCAAGAAGUUGAAAGUUGCCAAGACGAGCAAGGGCAGAAAAUGGAGAUGGACGAUUAAAUUUUGCAAUGUAUGUGCCAUUUCAGGUCAUAACUCACCUGUUCCGCAUACGCUACUUUUUCUAUAUGAUCCGCUACUAUUUCUGUAUUAUUAAUAUUGAGUUCUACGUCUAGUGGUUCUAGUAGCUACAAUGCAUCAGGGGAGCUUCCGCUGUGCCAAAAGAAAAACUAUGCUGUAAAUGAAAUAACUAUCAGCCUUCGUGUGUAUUAUGCAGAGCGCUCUCUGGUCUAUGGUUA
Molecule: messenger RNA, 1569 nt
Organism: Phragmites australis (common reed)
Lineage: Eukaryota; Viridiplantae; Streptophyta; Magnoliopsida; Poales; Poaceae
Product: reticulon-like protein B17
Exons: 8
Coding region: 86-1333 (415 amino acids)
Source: RefSeq, a predicted model, not a curated record